This is a messenger RNA of Vespula pensylvanica (western yellowjacket), 816 nucleotides long. RefSeq names its product proteasome maturation protein (gene Pomp). Lineage: Eukaryota; Metazoa; Arthropoda; Insecta; Hymenoptera; Vespidae. Gene Ontology annotation, biological process: proteasome assembly. The transcript is spliced from 6 exons. Gene Ontology annotation, cellular component: nucleus; cytoplasm. The coding region runs from base 131 to 556 and encodes 141 amino acids. The record is from RefSeq and is a predicted model, not a curated record.
CAGAUACAACGUAGUUCAAUCGAAGAUAAUACUAUAUAUAAGUGUUUUUCUGCAUACGCUGCGUGUGUAGAAGUUACUUCGUGAAGUGACUUUCAGUUUUUACGUAAAGUAUUCAUUCGUAAAUGAAAAUAUGAGUUUUGGAUUACCAUCGUUAAUACCUAAGCCUGCUGUGGCUGACCAAUUUAAUCUUAAAGAUGAUACAUAUGGUAUUCCAAAUCCUAUGGUUUCUGGGUUAGCAGGAACAAGGCAAAAAAUUGGUUAUUCACAUCCUUUAGAAGCUUCAGAAUUAAAUCAUAAGAAAAAUCAAGAAUGUAUGAAUAUGGUCUUAUUACGUAAUGCUCAAGGAUUACAUGCUCCAUUGCGUCUUGCAAUGGAAUUAAAAGCAGCUGAGAAAGUUGGUAGACUUCCCUUUUUACCAUCAUCAAAUAUUAUGAGAGAUGUUAUUCUUGGUAGAGAUGAAGAAAUUGGAUUUGAGGAUAUAUUAAAUACACCUGAAUUCCGAGAACAAAUGGGACAACCUCACGCCGUAGUAGAAAAAAGUCUUGGAAUUCUUUAAGAAGGAGAGUUGCAUCAUUCACAGCCAUCUGAAUUAUAUUACCAAUAAUGCAAAUAGGAACACUUAUACAUUCUUAAUAUUUAGAAUUCUUUAAAUCAUUAAGUUUUUGUUAGAUUAAUUAUAUAGACAACGUAGGAAGAAAGUUCACAAGGCUAUCAAAAAAGUUAAGAUAAGUUUAUCAAAGAGAUACAGUACAUUAUUGCUCUAUAUUGAUAAAUAUGUCAAAUUAGUUAACUCAUUAAACAUUGUAAUCUGUAUAA